Molecule: messenger RNA, 321 nt
Organism: Iphiclides podalirius (scarce swallowtail)
Lineage: Eukaryota; Metazoa; Arthropoda; Insecta; Lepidoptera; Papilionidae
Source: the annotation of a GenBank genome assembly
AUGAACAAUUUAAAAAGUGGACCGCGCGGCGUCCGCAUUGCGAGGGUAGUGGUUGUGUUGUUGGUGGUCAGUAUAGUGCGAGCCGAAACCAAAGGUUUGAGUGAAGAGCGCAGGGACAAGUCGAUCGAAGAAGAGAUGUUUAGCCGGGAGGCUUUGGACGUGACAGACGCCACGGAGUUCACGGCCAAAAAUCCAAGGCAGGCGCUCAAGAACGACCUGAUGUAUCUGUUUGAUAAGGAGCUCCGCUUCGUGGUCGCUCUACUGCCGUCGGAAACGCUGGAGGAGAAGUAUGAACGGUCGACGCCACCGCACCCCCACGGC